CGUUCAGAGUCGGUGACAACGAAAGCGAAAACCAAGCCCGCGACGAGCCCUACGGCCACUAUGCCGGAACGAUUAGACGCAACGACAUUACAAGAGCAAGAAACCACAACCUCAAAGUCAGCAGAAUUAUCGACUACGGACGCGACGACCAAAUCUACGAUAAGCUCUACGACCACGUCGUCAGACACAACAACAUCGCAAGACACCAUUACCUCCAAGACAGCAGAAGUAUCGACUACGGACGCGACGAGCAAGUCCACGACGAGCCCUUCGACCACGAUGCCAGACACAACGACAUCACACGAAACCCCCGCCUCUACAUGCUCAUCCCCUCCGGUGGAUUGUGAAUUCGGCGGGUCCUUCUACAAUUUCAGCACUUGCUGGGUGAAUCAUUCUUCUGCGGUUUCAGCUUGUUCCCAAUACGGAUCCCAUCUGGUCUUCAUCGAGUCGCAAGAGGAAGAGGACUUCAUCGCGGGGCGUGUUCAGUACCUCAGUGACCGGAACAUUACUUACUUCUGGAUCGGGCUGACCGGCUUGAGUCCCAGUGAGGCAAGCCGCACGUACCGUGGCCUUCGGAGCGGACGCGACGAUGCGUUGCAGGCCAAUCCAUUGUUGUCUUCUCUGAACGCUCCGGUGCGCCUUCUGUAG
Strongylocentrotus purpuratus (purple sea urchin) is the source of this 648-nucleotide messenger RNA. RefSeq names its product A-agglutinin anchorage subunit-like. The record is from RefSeq and is a predicted model, not a curated record. Bases 61 to 648 code for a protein of 195 amino acids. Lineage: Eukaryota; Metazoa; Echinodermata; Echinoidea; Camarodonta; Strongylocentrotidae. The transcript is spliced from 5 exons.